Messenger RNA from Chlamydomonas reinhardtii, 1991 nucleotides. RefSeq lists its product as uncharacterized. The coding region runs from base 193 to 1254 and encodes 353 amino acids. NCBI's taxonomy places the organism in Eukaryota, Viridiplantae, Chlorophyta, Chlorophyceae, Chlamydomonadales, Chlamydomonadaceae. Gene Ontology annotation, cellular component: cytoplasm; nucleus. The record is from RefSeq and is a predicted model, not a curated record. The transcript has 9 exons.
AUAAGCAUGCCGCAGUGGUGACUACAAAUACUUGUAAGCAUACACAGGUUGCGCGCACGCACAAUCCGUUUUGUCCAGAACCCCAGUAAGCAUCAUACAGAUCCCGUGAGACAUUUCACAGCGUUGCUUUAACGUUACCAAAUCGCGAAAUCGCAGCGGCUUGCAAGGGGCAGAAGCUCCGGGCGCGAACACAUGGCGCAGCGCGAGGCCCCAAUGGGCGCGGCACCGGCAGCGCGUCGCCUGCGAGUUCUGUGCCUCCACUCGUUCCGCACUAGCGGCAAGAUAUUUGAGGAGCAGCUGCAAAGGGCGCAGCUGACGGAGGCGUUGGGAGACCUGGUUGAAUUGACGUUCGUGGACGCGCCGCACGGAGCUAGCGGCGCCAUCCCGCGCGACGUCAAGCCCUAUUUUGAAGGGCCCUACUUUGAAUGGUUCACAGCAGAGGCGGUGGGUGACCGAGUGGAGUUUGAUGAGCAGAAACUGGAGGCCUCAGAGCUGUUCCUGACGCAGCUGUUGGAGCGGCAGGGGCCCUUCGACGGCCUUAUGGGCUUCUCACAGGGUGCGGUCAUGUCGUCGGCGCUAGUGGCGUUGCAGCGCUCGGGGCUGCGGCCGCGGCUGUCAGCACUGCCGCCGUUGCGCUUCUGUGUGCUGUUCGCGGGAAUGAAGAGCCGGCACCCACAGCACGCCGCGGCGUUUGCGGCUCUGGGCGGCAAGGUGCCGUGCCCCUCGCUCCACGUGUACGGGGACCGGGACGCGCUGAAGAACCCGCACUGUGUGGAGCUCGCGGACUCAUUCCGCAACUCGACUGUGCUGCUGCACCAGCGAGGCCACUCCAUCCCGGCACUCAAAGGGCCGCAGCUGGCGGUGCUUCGCUCCUUCCUGGUGGCGGCAGCAGGGGACGCCGAAGAGCUGAGGGUGGAUGCGGCGGCGGCGCGGGCGGCGGCGGCCGCCGCGGCGGAGGCGGGCGGCAUUGUCGCGCGCACGACACCGGCGCAGCCCGGUGGUGUUCAGGCGCAGGCGGGCGUGCCGGCGAUACGGCAGGAGGAGAGAGACAUGGGGCCGGCGGAGGGAGGCGAGGAGGAUGACGACGGGGGCCAGGGCGGCGGCAAGGCGCCGAUUCGGAGGGAGGGCCGGCUGGAGGGGGAGGAGGCGCGGCAGCGGCAGCAAGAGCAGGGGCGAGGGCAGGAGCGGCAGGCGGGCGCGGGCGUAGAGAGUGUGGGUCGCGGCAAGAUGGUGGAGCCGCGCAGUCGGUUAUAGCAGGCAAGGACGUGCUUAGCCGUCAACGUGUGGCCGUGAUCGUGCUUGUAUGUCCUUACGACACCUGAAAGACGUGCAAUGUGAGGGGGGGCCGGGACGGUGAUUGGUGAAAGGAACACGGACAGGGAAGGCAGUCAGUUGCUGUGCAAGCGCGCAAGGGGCCACUCGAUCGGGAGUCAGUGAUUAUGUGCCCAGCCGGUUAUACACGCGCGCUGUGGCACAGUUCUCAUGAACACGCGAGCCUUGUCUGGCGGCCAGGCAGUGGACAGGACUUCAGUCCGUACAUAUGGCGCGUUCACGCUCACGCUUUGGGUUUCAGGGAUUGUAUGGUGCAAGUGAUUUAGGAUCCAAGCUGCAGAAUCCAAGUUUUUGGGCUUGCCAUGCUUUGCGCAUAAGUGACUGACCCGAAGUUUUGGAUCCCUAUCAUUUACACCCUUAUGGCGUUCUUACACACGGACGCGGCAGUGCCCAGGGGAGGCAGUGCCCCUCCCCUGGCAGUGCCUGCCAUCAUAGCACGUGGCCGUACCAGCGUGUAACCCACGGUGUAACCUGUGGCGCUCAUAAGCUAACUCAUGGUAAUGACAAUUAGAAAUAAUUAUGCGACCGGCAUUUAGAUAGAAAGCAACACUUUCGUGGAUCCGGAUUGCAGUGCCUGUGUGUUUCGCGCCGUUGGCACGCCAGCACCGGCCCUUCGGCCAACGUGCCGGGUGGGUGCCACGAGAAUAACGGGUCUGGUU